UGGAAUCUGCCCGAUUGCUUCACCAGACAUUCUUCGCAUCGCUCAAGACCUGUGGACACAGUCUCAGCUUCUGGAGCUUCGCCAAGUCUUCAGGCGGUUCAUCAGUUUCAGGCAAGACACCAUGGAGACUUCUUCGAGGGAAGACGUUAAAGGAAACGCGGUGGGUGCCAAGAAGCCUCCGAAAGAUCCUCAAAGUGUCAAAGGACGAAAAAAUCGUCCAAUGGGUCGCCCGCCAAGACCUUCUUCAAGUUCCACAACCGAGAAAACUUUUAAGGAGGCACAGCAAGUGCAAGGGAGGGCGAGAAUGGUGCGGUCAACAGAAAGGCAUUCAGGCAUUGGUAGCCAGUUCGAGAUACCUUCGGGUUUAGGAGUGGCAAGAAGAGUUGAUGAUCCUGGUCGAGAGGUGCCUAAAACGCCAAAAUUUAACCAAGAGAAGGCAAUCGUGAGCCGGAGUAGUAGAUAUCCUCGACCGGCCGGUGUUAGUACUAGCAACGCCAUGGCACGGGUUAGGGAUCCAUCUUUAGGGGCCUCGACUCUGAACAGAAGCAUUUCACAGCCGAUGGGUUCUGAGCAGAAGUUUGCGGAGAGUGUAGCGUUUGCUGGGCAGCACAGCGAGGGUUUGAUGACCGCUAGUACCAGCUUCACUCCCAGCAGUGUGUCCGGGCCGCUUGUACCGUACAGAUCCGCCGGCGACCCGUCUCAAAGUCCCGCUCAGGACUCCUUUCUGACCAAGUUUAGGCAGAAGUACGCUCACCUGCUAGGCCGCCCCAAACCUUCUAUUGCCAAAAAGGAAGAAAUCUCUCCUAGACCACAAAGACGACUGGUUUCAACAGGUCCCACGGUUGGCUCAUUCAAGCCUAUCGCAGCCCCAGAACUUAGCAGUGGAGUACUGCUGCCACGUGGGGAGUUCGCGCAAGGAUACGUGGAAACGGAAUCUAGAUAUGUACAGGAAUCCUCUGAUGAAGAGGUAGUUCUAGCGCCGGGGUCUGACGUAGAUCUAGAGGAAUAUGCGACGUUUGCAGCCGCAGAAACUGACGAAGACGUCCCAACAGAGACGCCGCCGCCUGGGGGUUACGUCAACGCCUUGUACUUGGAGACGCCAGCAGCGUCUAAGUCAACUCCUGACAGGAGCACUUUAACCUUGUCCGUGGACGUGAAACUGACCUCCCCUACGUCCCCCGGUGACCCCACCAUGCGAGUCGCCGAGUCGCUCUUCCAGGCCAACAUCAAGGACGAACAGAGGCGACAACUUCUCCGGAAAGCCUUGGCCAAAUUCCAGGGCGUCCUGACUUCCGUCGGCAGCGGCCGGGUCGGUCUUCACUUCUUCACGGUGGAACACCUGGACAACUUCUGGGCGAAAGUCAACCUGCCCGGGGCGGGGAGUGUGUCCGAUCGUCUGGACGCCGCACUGAUCACGGACCAGAUGAGGGUAGCGGUGCUGGGGAGGAAGCUGGCCGUGAAAGUCAACAUAGAUGAACAAGAGUACAUCUCCGUACGGAAACGGCUCCGGAAAUGCACGACUUCUGCCUUGCCGGUAAACAUCUGCAGCUUGUCCAAACUGUGGAUGAUGCACGUCAGAAACAACGCCAUCUGCCGCCUCCCUGCAGAACUGCACCGCCUGGCCAACCUCCAAGUCAUCGACGUAUCGGGAAACCCGUUAGAUUUCCCGCCGGUUGAAGUCUGUGGUAAGGGGCUGUCUGCCAUCAUGGGCUUCCUGCGUGACCACGCUUUUCCAGAGAACAAAAUGGCGGGGAAAUAUGGUCAACUGAUGGGUCUAGCAGCGGUGAUCUUUUUCACAGUAUCCCUCGUCAAGGAGACGGAAGGACUCCGUCUUCCUCGGAUGGACAACGUCGGGUCAUAUGACCUGUUUCUGAAGUCUGAUCAGAACCGUGAUCUUGGGGCAGGUGGGGAGGGGGGCAUGGCUGACCCUGAGAUGUACGAUGUGGAAGACUUCCCCAUCAUGGAGCGUCGCCGACCGUGCAAUGGCUACUUGUGCUGCCUGGCUAUGUGCGCCCGGCACAUGUUCAGCAUGCACCCCGUCAUCAAGAACGGGCAGUGCUACUGCUCCUCCUAGCGACUCUGUAGUAAGCUGCAGAGCGGGAUCCAGAAUAUAUCACCAUGAGAAGCAGUAGUGUGAAUUGUUCUGUGAAAUGUCCCAGAUUAAGUUGUAAUCAAUAAUGUCUUUCACCGAUAUAGAACAAAACUUCAAAGAGUGGCAGGAAUUCACAACAUAUUCUCAGU
Molecule: messenger RNA, 2241 nt
Organism: Branchiostoma belcheri (Belcher's lancelet)
Lineage: Eukaryota; Metazoa; Chordata; Leptocardii; Amphioxiformes; Branchiostomatidae
Exons: 7
Coding region: 122-2074 (650 amino acids)
Source: RefSeq, a predicted model, not a curated record